GUCAUCAUGUGGAAAAAAUUCAAAGCAUUUUACAACAAAGAAAAUUACGAUUUUACUAAAGGGUACAUCGAUGGGUAUGAGUUUCAUAAAACAUUCUAUCAAAUAAUGGUCGCCUUCAAGGUUGCUGAUUUAAGUAACCCGAAUCCACCAUCAUAUUUCAAUCAAAAUUUGGUCAUCUUCAUAUCUGGCUUCACUGCAAUAACGUUCACUUGCACCUCUAUAUUGCAUGGAUUCGAGAGUUUUGAUAUACCUCUCAUAACAGAAGCAGGAACGUACACUAUCGUACUCUUCUACGAGUUGCUGAUAGUUUCCUGUACAUGGCGAUAUUUACCGCAGUUUCAUCAUCUUCUGCGAGCUAUUAAGGAUGACUUUCAUUAUAUUUGUACGACAGGAGAGAAAUACAGAGUGCAGUACUUUCAGGCUCAGUUAAAAACUUGGAAGAUCUGCAUAAUAAUGUCUAUAUUCACCGUGGCCAUUCCUGCGGGGAUGAUUACAUUUGCUACUCUAUCACUGGUGUAUUUCCUAGUUACUUAUGACCCUGAGGUCGGAGGCAGUCGACCACUUUUGUUUCCGUUUUGGAUGCCUAACGUAGACUUUGGCGCGUCACCAGUGUACGAAAUGGCAUUUAUGUUCGCGAAUGUAAAUGUUAUCAUCUACGCUUAUAAUUAUAUCUUUAUGAUCCAAACACAAAUAGUUUGGAUAAGGCAGAUAACUUCAAAAGUUGAUAUCGUCAAUUGGAGUAUCCAAGACUUGCUCGUUGACAUACGACCAGCUACUUCUGAAGAGGAAUCAAUGUAUUACAAUUAUUUAAUACAGACCCGUAUGAGGGAUAUCGUUAUACACAAUCAGGCUAUGUACAGAUUAAUGGAAGAUUACGCGAUUGUGUACAAGAAGUUAUUGAUGUUCGAACAAAAAUGCUGCGGUCCAGUGGUUUGUUUGACUUCUUACUGUCUAGCAUCGAAAUUUGACGAAGGCGAGUUUCAAGCUAUAUUGCUAUUGCUCUGCAUUGCUACUAUUGUUUUGCAUUUUAUACCGAGUUAUUUAUGCACUUUCCUUGCUUUUAAGGUAAGUUCUGUAUGUGACGCUUGUUGGAGCAUUCCUUUCUGGAAUGCAGGCCCCGUGAUACGAACUUACAUGGUCCUUAUAAUGCAACGCUCGCUACGACCCUUGCCGCUCCAGGCUGCCGGCUUUGAAGACAUCUCUAUUGAAACAUUCUCCAAAAAAAUGACAAACGCUUACUCAAUGUUCAAUAUGCUGAGACAAACUAAUCUCUAA
This is a messenger RNA of Helicoverpa zea (corn earworm), 1275 nucleotides long. RefSeq lists its product as uncharacterized. Lineage: Eukaryota; Metazoa; Arthropoda; Insecta; Lepidoptera; Noctuidae. The record is from RefSeq and is a predicted model, not a curated record. Gene Ontology annotation, biological process: sensory perception of smell; detection of chemical stimulus involved in sensory perception of smell. The transcript has 8 exons. Gene Ontology annotation, cellular component: plasma membrane. The coding region runs from base 7 to 1275 and encodes 422 amino acids. Gene Ontology annotation, molecular function: olfactory receptor activity; odorant binding.